Brassica rapa (field mustard) is the source of this 7411-nucleotide messenger RNA. RefSeq lists its product as uncharacterized. NCBI's taxonomy places the organism in Eukaryota, Viridiplantae, Streptophyta, Magnoliopsida, Brassicales, Brassicaceae. The record is from RefSeq and is a predicted model, not a curated record.
GUUGGACAAUUAGUUAAUUUGAUACAAUACCAAAGCAAGAAUAAUCGAAAAACAACUAUACCACCGCAUACUAAUAAGUAAGACAUAACAGAUAACCAAAUUCUUGAAUCUUAAAACAAAUUUCAACUCGAGCAUUUAGUGAAUAUCAAAUUAACUAAUAUCCCGCCCGUAGGGCGGGACGACCCUAGUUAAGAGUAUUUUGAAGUAAUUGAACAAAAUACUUCCAAAUCUAGUGGUAAAAAUAUUACUAAAAUUUAUAUUACAUAGGAGUUUAGAAAUUAUGAUAGAUAUCCAAAACACUUUACUGAAUUGAAAUCAUAAGAAAUAGAAAACUAUUGGUUUGUAUGUGUAAAAAAAUUAUUUAACAUAUAACAAACUAUUUUGGGCUUAUAUUUUAUAAAAAGAAAGUUAUUGCUGGGAUACAAAUUACUCAAAAAAAUCUUGAAUUUAUUGUUGACUUUUCCGCUAGUCAAGGAAUAAAGAAUUGAUUUGGAAACAAUUCAUAGAUAAUAUAUUACUAGGUAUUUUGUCCGCACAUGCAGGGGCAUAAUCAUCUUACGAAUACUUAUUAUUCUAUAUCUUAUUAGUCUAAAAAUCAGCAUUAUAAAACUCUAAUUGGUGAACAUAUUGAAGUAAAAAAAUUAUGGUGAAUUUUUUGUUCCUCAUAAUUUAUACCAGUUAUGUUGAAAUUUUAGUCUAAUUAUUGAAAGGUAGAUCUCACUUUUUCCUUCUAAAUUCUCAAUGGAAGAAUGAAUUUAUAAGAAAAAAAUUCACUAUGCAAUUUUGAUAAGGAACAAACUGAACAAAAAUCCAUUUUUUUUUCAAUUCCUGAAAUGAAAUUUUACUUUUUAUUUUGUUCAUUUUUUUCAUUCUUCUAGUGCUCACCAACUGAAGCUAUAGUGUUUCACGGAUUAAACUUAAACUCAUUUAAAGUAAAAGCAAGAAAAAUUAUUUUGAACUCAGUCACAAGUUAAGUUAUAAUUUAUGAUUUUAAAUAGUUAAAUCAAACAUCAAAUUAUUUAUAUAUGUCAAAAAAACAUUCACCAAACUAUGUAUUUAUUGUUGUAUUAAAAGUCUUAAAACACUCAUAUAUUAGAAAUAGUUUAGAAAAUAUCUUUAUAUAAAUUUUUUGUUUGACUAAUAUUAAAUUAUAAACUGUUUUAUAUCUUAGUUUUUUAACUUUAUAAUAAAAAUAUUGUUUUCAGAUAGCAGCACAAUAUAUAUAUAUAUAUAUAAGAUUUAUCUUAAUUUUUAAAUAUAUUUUCACAAUUUUAUUAUAUUUGUUAAUAAUUAAUUAUUUAAUAUAACAUAGAAAUUUAAUAUUAUGAAAAUAAAAUGUGUGUUUUAUUAUAUAUAAAAUUCAUUACGGGUUUUGUGAAAAUUAAUAAAUACUCAGUUAAAUACUAAUAAUAAAUCAAUGACCUAUAUAAAAGCUUAUACCCUAACAUUACAAGAAAACGUAGCAGUAACAACAGCGGUUUACGACGAAAUUAUUUCCUCAUAAAUUUGCAUGGGCUUACAACGCAAUUACGACGAGACAUUAUUUCGUUGUAAACUCCAUGGUAAUUUACGAGGAAAAGAUUUCGUCGUAAAGUCAAUGUAAGUUUAUGACGAAAGUACGUGGAAAGCGAAAUAGUUGUAAACGUUACAUCAACAUUACAACGAAUCAUGUUACCGUUAUAUUUAGGUGAAAACGUGUAUUCAAUGUGCUUUAACUUACCUAAAUUCGUUGUAAAGUCGUUGUAAAUGUUCCAUGUAAAAUCCAUGUAAAACUUUCCUUGUAAAAUUGUUGUUAUAUUUCUCUAUAUAUAUUUCGUACGUUCAAAGAAGAAGUCAUCGAACAACUUCAUCAUAACAUUCCGAUCAUAUUGUGCAACCUGGAGAAAAUAUUUCCUCCUUCAUUUUUUGACGUCAUGGAGCAUCUAGUUGUCCACCUACCGUAUGAAGCAUUGCUUCGUGGACCUGUUCACAACGGAUGGAUGUAUCCGUAUGAGCGACAGAUGAAACAUUUGAAGGGGAAAGCAAGAAAUCUUGCAAAGGUAGAAGGUUCAAUAGUUGCGGGGAGUUUGACAGCCGAAACAUCUAACUUCACAUCAUACUACUUUGCUCCAACUGUUCGUACAAGAAAAAGAGUUCCUAGGAGAUAUGAUGAUGGUGGAGUACCGACAUCAUAUCCAAUUGAUGGUGUUCCUGACAUUUUCUGCGAAAUUGGACGGUUUGGUGGUAAAACGAAAGAAGUAUGGUGGUCAUGUGAAGAAGAUAAACAUAGUGCCCACACUUAUAUUCUGCUCAACUGCGAAGAUGCAAUGACCCGUUACUUUGAAAGGUAAAUAUUUUUGUGAAUGUUAAUUAUAUGAAUUGAAGUUAAUUAUGUAUGAUUUGAUUAUUUGUUCAAUUUGCAGGAUGUUUGUAUCUCAAGUUGAAGAAGCAAUACCAGGAAUAUCUGCAACUGAUGUGGAUACACGUAAAGAUAAGCACUUUGUCAAGUGGUUAAAAUCACAUGUAAUAUAUGUCAUACUAUUAUAUUAAUUAAGUAAGUGUUUAAGAAUAUAUAUAUGCUUUUUGCAGGUUGAUUAUGACGAUCCUUAUUAUCCCGUAUGGUUUCACGAAUUGGUUCAAGGUCCAGUUGCAAAGGUCACCACAUCACCUAUGUAUUUCACACGAGGAUUUACCUUUCACACAUACGAGUAUGGGAGACAUUGGGCAACGAGUAACUAUGGAAUAUGUGUGAAAGGUGAAACAGACUUUUAUGGGAUAUUGCAGGAGAUUAUUGAAGUGGAAUUUCCGGGGUUAUUGAAGCUAAAAUGCGUCCUCUUAUCCUGUUGUGAACCGAGGGAUUCGGUAUAACAAAUUUGGUGUUGUGGAUGUCAAUUUUGGGAGAAGAUACAAAAAAUUUGAGCCUUUCAUUUUAGCUUCACAAGCCGAGCAAGUUAGCUUCCUUCCUUAUCCUCGGCUUCAAACUUUCGGGAUAAACUGGGUAACUGCUAUCAAAAUUACACCUCGUGGACGCAUUGUCGUUGGAGAAGAACCGCCCUUGUAAGAAGAAGACUCUAUCACUGAAGUUGAGGUACGAGAACAACCAACUGAUGAAAUCCUUUUGAUCGACCCGCAAAACUUUCAAUAUGAAGAUAUUCCCGAAAAUGCGACAGAUGAAGCACGUGAAGACGAGUUCGAGAGAAGCGACGAUGAUGAUUGUAAUGAUAGUGAUGAGAACAAAAACGAUUUAGAGUGAUGUAAUAGUGACGAGAACGAAAACGAUUUAGAGUGAUGUAAUAUAUGUAUCAAAUGUUGGAUUUCUCUAUUGUAACGUAUGUUAAAAGAAAGAGUAAGAAGUAGUAUCAAAUAAGAUAUGAUGUUAGAUGAUAUGUGACUUUGGGGUUUAGGGAUUUCAUUCUCGGUGUUUAGGGUUAAGCGUCGUAAAAUCGAUGUAAAAAUAACACGGAAGACGUAAUUUCGUCGUAAAUGGAAAAACGCGGGCCUGGUAAUUUCGUCGUAAAUCGAAAAACACGGGCCUGGUAAUUUCGUCGUAAAUGAAAAAACAUGGGCCUGGUAAAUUCGUCGUAAAUGGAAAAACGCGGGCCUGGUAAAUUCGUCGUAAAUUUACGUCACUUUUACGACGAAUCCUAAUCUAUAUAAGGAGACGCCGAGAGCGAGGCUGCCUCGCUCAUUCCUCCCAAUUUCCUUUGCUCUCUCUAAGGUAAACUCUCUCUUCUCUCUCUCUUUUUUUUUUUAAAUUAGUUUAGGUGAUUAGUUAGGUAACAGAAUUAGUUUAGGUGAUUAGUUAGGUAACGAAAUUAGUUUAGGUGAUUAGUUAGGUAACGGAAUAAUAUUUUAAUUAUGUCGUAAUUGAUUAAAUUUAUUUUAAUUAUUUUUAGAUGGCUCCUAGAAGAAAAUCAGCAGCACCUAGUUAUAGAGAUUUGUUUGGCGACGAUGGUUCCGGUACAUCUUCUUCCGGUCCAUCGUCUUCCGGUCCAUCAUCCUCCACCGCAGUUCCAGACUCUCAGCCUUCUCAGAGAGUUGCUUGGAGUACUCCUCCACCGAUGCCUCCACCGCAGAUGCCUCCACCUCUUCCUCUAGCGGCUGCACCUCAGCCUAUCCCAGAAGGUGCAGUUCAUCCGGAUCUGCGUGUGCCUUCAUAUGCCCCAUUCGCGAGAUAUACGGUGGAGGAUUUGCUUGCCCAGCCUGGACGGGAGUGUUUGGAUGUUCUAGACCCCGAUAACCCCCAGGAACUUAUUGGUAAGUUAUAAAUAUUUAUUACAUUAAAAUUUAAAUUAUUUUUAUUUUCUAACGGUUAAAUUGUUUUCCUUUCAGGUUUGGGCCUAACAACCGUGUUGGCCGGAGCGUUUCGAAAACGAUUAAGGGUUACUACGACGGGGCAUAUCCAAACUGGAACAAGACUCCAAAUCACGUUAAGAUCACUUGGUUUAAAAUGUUUGCGGUAAGAUUUUUAAAUUUAAUUAAAUUUUCACUUUUAAAUAUGUAUAUAUUUUUUAAAUAUUAUUAUUAAUUGUAAUUUCUUCAAAAUUUUUAAUUGUGAUUCAGCAAAAGUGGCAUUGGUCUUUGGGAAUCACCGAGAUGGUGAAGGCGAAAUUCGUUGCAAAAGCAAAGGUCCGCCUCUGCAACACAGUCUCCGAUUGGAAGGACAAGUGGGAGCUCGACGGGUAUGAGGGAAAGCCCACUGAGCUCACGAAGGAUGUGUGGGAUGGCCUCAUCGCCUAUUGGAAGCACCCCUCUUCGAUCAAAAAGGCCAAUUCGUGCUCGGCUUCUCGAAGAACGAAGGAUAAAGAUGGUAAUUUGUCCAUGCUUCACAGAACCGACCAAAAACCACAUGCAGGCAUCCGUCUAGAAGUUGGAAGUUUUGUUUUAAAUAUUUAUUUUAAAAUAUUCAAUUAAUACAAUUUUUAAUUUUUUUUUUUUGUAGUUGGAGAAGACGGGAGUCUUACCAUCUCUGUCUGAUCUAUUCAAGAUGACUCACGCCACAUCCGACGGAGUUUUUGUGGAUCCGGCAUCUGAGAAACUCGCUCAAGCAGUGGCUACUCGGAUUGAAGAACGGGAGACUCAACUAACUCAGGAGUCUCCCGAUGGAUUACCCGUCACAUUGUCCACCGAAGAAGCCGACAUAAUCUUCGAAGAGCUGGCUCCUAGAAAGAAGGAACGAAUAGUCGGUAUAGGCUCUGUUAACGAAGUUGCAAGGGCAACUUCGUCAUACACUUCGAGACGGGAUGAAGAGACUUCUCAGAUGAAAGCUCGAAUGGAUAGCCAGCAGGUUCAUUUAGACUCUCUUGAGGAUUUGCUAGACGUGAUGGCCGUGGGAAACCCGGUUAUGCAGAGAAUGUUGAGUCAGAGAGGAGCCGCUCUUGGGUUGCCAGUACGAGAUCCCCAAGAGUCCGAUCCAACUCGUCAACAGCUGAGCAACCCCACCGACUACUUCGAUGAUAUGUAGUUUUUUUAUUAUUUCGGUUUGUAUUAAGAAUUUAAAUAUUAUGACUUUUAAAUGCUUUUUUUAAAUAUGUUUUUUUUAUUUUCAUAUUUCGUUUUAAAAUUAAAAUUAUUUAAAAUUCUGAAUUUAAAAUAAAUUCAAAUUUAUAUAUUUGAGGUUAAAAACAAUAUUCAAAAUAUAUUAUAAAACGAAACGUCGAUGUAGGCUCGACGUAAACAUUUACGACUAAUUACCGUCGAAAAUAUUUACGAGGCUUUUACAUCGAAAAUUUUACGUGUUCUUUACAUCGAAACCAUUACGUGGAGUUUACAUCGAAAAAUUUACGAGGGUGUUACAUCGAAAUGUUUACGUGUUUGUUACAACGAAAGUGUUUACGUCUGCUUUACAUCGAAUCCAUUACGUGGAGUUUACCAUGAAAUAUUACGUCUCGUUUACGACGAAUAUAUGCCCUGCACUUUACGAAGAAUAUAUUUCGUCGUAAAUUUAACAAGUCAUUUACGACGAAACGUCGGUUACGACGGGCGUUUUACGACGAAACGUGUUUCGAGGUUAAUUCGUCGUAACACCCCGUUUACAACGAAGUUACAAUGUAUAUUGCCCUCGUAAAAAAUAUGUUUUCUUGUAGUGUAAUUAAAUAUGAAAAAUAAGAAAAUAAGAGUUUUAAUAUAAUAUAUAGAUUUAAAUAUUAUUAAAUCAAAAUUCGUUUUUAAUUAUAUAUAAAAUUCAUUACAAAUAUUUUUUUAAAAAUUAAUAAAUUAGUGAUUCGGCUAAAAAUUAUUAAUAAAUCAAUGUGUAAGCUAAAACCUAAUAAAAAUAUGACAAAUAAGCAACAUUGACUAAAAUCAUGGAAAACAUAACAAAUAAGCAAAAUAAAAAUAAUCAUACAUCUAAUUACAUAUUUUAUAGUUAUAUUAUUUAAAAUUAAUAAAUUAAUAAAUUAAUGAUUCAGCUUAAACCUAAUUAAAACAUGACAAAUAAGCAAAAUUACCUAAAAUCAUGAAAAUCAUGACAAAUUAACUAAAUCACGUUAUAAAUAAUAGUAUAGAUAUAUUUAUAUAAAUAUAAUAGAUAGCGAUAAUUCAGGCUAUAGUUUCUAUAUUUUAUAGGUAUAAUAAAGAUUCUGACAUUGAUUAUAGGUUUGGAUAGACUAAUAAAAGAUAUUUUGUUUUGAUUCUGAACUUAUUGAUUUGGUUUGUUCAGAAAGAUUAAAAAAUCGAUUUGUAUAGAUGAUUUGAUUUCAUUCAUAAAGAAAAAAAAUAUGUAUCUAUCUCGGUUAUAGGUUACAAUAAUACGAUACCAAUUAGAACGUGAUUGAACAUUGGACUUGUGGAGAAAUAAUUAUUAAUAUAUGUAUGAUAGCAAUGAAGACUCGAAGUCAUGAUUUUUGUUUUAAAAAACUAAAGUUCUGUUUCAUUGCUCUGUUUACAGGUUCAUGAGCUAUAGGUGCUCAUAGGUGUUGAAGAAAGUUGUAGGUUUUAGUUUGGAGGAAAACGAUUUCAUUUUCCUGAGAUUUUUCAAACUGUAGUUUAGUUAAUAAAAAACAGAUUAUGUUCAAUUAAUUGUAGGUACGAAUUAGAAUUAGGAAAAUGUAUUUAUUAAUUGGAAAAGAUAACAUUAACUAAAGUAAAGAUUAUUUAUAGUUUCAGUAGCAUCACAGUAUAAAUAACUUGCAAAACUAAAGGUUAAUUUAUUUUUGUACUUCUAUUUUAAUAAUAUAGAUUAAAAUCAGAUUGAUGUUUUCAUCAGGUUAAAACAUUAAAAACCUGUUUAUACAAAAGAUUUUUGUUCCCAAAGUUUAGGAUAGCAUCAAACCAAGUUUUUGUUCCCAAAGUAGCACUCAAGGCUCAAAGUCACAAAAAUAGAUUUCAUUAAAGAGAUAAAUAUACACUUAUACCCUUUGGGUUAACUAAUCCAAACCUUAGGGUUUAGAGUUAAGGGGUGGGGUUUUGAAAUUAGGGUUUAAAAUUUUAU